This is a messenger RNA of Exophiala spinifera, 930 nucleotides long. RefSeq lists its product as uncharacterized. The transcript has 2 exons. The record is from RefSeq and is a predicted model, not a curated record. Bases 1 to 930 code for a protein of 309 amino acids. Lineage: Eukaryota; Fungi; Ascomycota; Eurotiomycetes; Chaetothyriales; Herpotrichiellaceae. Gene Ontology annotation, biological process: nuclear mRNA surveillance; rRNA catabolic process; U4 snRNA 3'-end processing. Gene Ontology annotation, cellular component: cytoplasmic exosome (RNase complex); nucleolus; nuclear exosome (RNase complex).
AUGUCUGACAGACGGCGCGUCAAUGGCCCUGCCGGCACGACCAGCCCUCCGGUCUUUGUGGCUUCGAGCCAAACUGUCGAGGCAGAGAAGAAACGACUACGAGCGCACAAUGAACUGCGGAAGAUAUUCUUACAGACUGGAGUCGUCCCUUCUGCCAGCGGGUCGGCAUACCUUGAACUCGAAAGCCAGCCUGUGAAGCCAACGCUUGUGUCUUUGUCCUCUACAAUCAAACUGUCUUGCUCGGUCCAAGGACCUAAGCCUCUACCGAGAACCGCAUCCUUUUCGCCCAAUCUGCAACUGAGUGCGUCGGUCAAGUUUGCGCCGUUUGCAACACGGAACAGACGAGGAUAUGUUCGUGAUUCUACGGAGAAAGACCUGGGGUUGCAUUUGCAGAACGCUUUGAAGGGUGUCGUCAUCCCCGACAGAUGGCCGAAGAGCUCCCUCGAUAUCGCAGUCACUGUUCUAGAGGGUGAAGACGACCAAGAGACAGGAGACCGGAUUUCGGGACUGGGACUCUACAACAUGCUGGCUGGGUGUAUCAACGUCGCCAUGGCGGCCCUUGCAGAUGCACGUGUCGAUUGCCUGGACCUCCUGGCAGCUGGAGUCGGUGCUAUCGUGUCUGGUGCAGAUGGGAAGCCGGUCAAGGUGCUUGAUCCUGCUGCUAUCGAACACAAGAAGGUGGUGUCAAGUUGCCUGGUGGGAUAUCUGCCUACACGGGACGAGAUCGUCGAACUAUGGUGCAGCGAUUCAGGGUCAUCUCAAGGAAAAGAGGACGCGGGCUUCGAAGAGCUGGUCGAUAGCGCGGUUGCAGCUGCUCGUGGUGCUCAAACGGUCCUGAAGGAAGUGCUACUAGAGUCCAUGAUGCGCAACCAGGUCACGACUAAGAAGUUGACUGGACAGACUGCGAAAGAUGUCGAGAUGACGGGGUGA